Messenger RNA from Culicoides brevitarsis, 3857 nucleotides. It is a transcript of the gene aux, whose product is annotated as cyclin-G-associated kinase. Lineage: Eukaryota; Metazoa; Arthropoda; Insecta; Diptera; Ceratopogonidae. The coding region runs from base 39 to 3554 and encodes 1171 amino acids. Gene Ontology annotation, cellular component: cytoplasm. Gene Ontology annotation, biological process: positive regulation of Notch signaling pathway; protein phosphorylation; regulation of clathrin-dependent endocytosis. The record is from RefSeq and is a predicted model, not a curated record. Gene Ontology annotation, molecular function: AP-2 adaptor complex binding; protein serine/threonine kinase activity; ATP binding. The transcript has 6 exons.
AAGUCAAGUUUUGUUUUUCGCGUGAAAAACAAAGAAAAAUGGGUGAAUUCCUCAAGUCUGCGAUGAAUUACUUCACUCCUGUGUCAGCGGGCGGCGCCGAGAACGAUUUCGUCGGCAACAUCGUCGAAGUGCAAUCACUAAAAUUAAGAAUAAAGCGUCUAAUAGCAGAGGGAGGAUUCGCUUACGUUUAUGUUGCUCAAGAUAUCCAAACAAACACAGAGUAUGCGUUGAAACGACUGCUGGGCGCUGAUAAGGAAGAGUGCAAUAACAUCAUUCAGGAAAUAAAUGUUCACAAACAAGUGACGGGGCAUCCGAAUAUCGUGAAAUUCGUGGCAGCAUCAUUUAUCGACAGAACGCAGCAAGGGCAACGAUUAGCGGAGUACUUGCUUGUGACGGAAUUAUGCAAAGGAGGCUCGUUGCGCGAUUGUUUGGAUAAACCGUUGGAGCCUGAAGUCGUUUUGAGAGUAUUUUAUCAGGCAUGUCGUGCCGUUCAGCAUUUGCAUUCGCAACAACCGCCCAUAAAUCAUCGAGAUAUCAAGAUUGAAAACUACUUACUCGCCUCCGAUGGUCAACUAAAGCUCUGUGAUUUUGGUUCAUCAACGGCAACGCAACACAAUCCCGACUACAAUUGGAGUGCUCAGCAACGAGAUUUGCUCAUCGAUCACAUUCACAAGUUCACAACGCCCAUGUAUCGUGCUCCCGAACAACUCGAAACAUGGAAUAACUAUCCAAUCGGCAUCAAAGCUGAUAUUUGGGCUCUCGGAUGCAUUCUUUACUGCUUGUGUUUCAACAAACAUCCGUACGAAGACUCCGCGACGCUUCGUAUCACAAACGCAAAUUACACAAUUCCUUCCGACGCGCGUUACGCUUGUUUCCAUGAGAUUAUCAAGGGAUGUUUUGUCGUGAAUCCCGUCGAUCGUUUCGACAUUAACCAAGUUAUGGAGAGAUUAGGCGCCAUUGCCGAGACCAAAGGAUGGAGUUUAAAGGGAUCGUUAGAUUUAAAGGGCAAACCUUUGAUUUCGCCGCAAAAUACGAAUUCCAUGCCGAGUCCCAUGCAUCAAAACAAGAGUAAUGGAGCUGCUCCGCCAACAAGACCUGCACCGCCUCGUCCUGCAGAAGCUCCAAUGAGACCUUCACAGCCUCCGCAGCAAGUACAUCAUAACAAUGGGACGCAGCAACAACAUCACGUGAACAACGGAAGCGGAUUAUUUUCGUCGAUCAAAGGCGGGGCAUCGGGAUUUUUGAAAAAUCUUAAAGAUACGUCGUCGAAAGUCAUGCAAACCGUUCAACAAUCGAUUGCGAGAAACGAUCUGGAUAUUAGUUACAUCACGCAACGUAUUCUUGUGAUGCCUUGCCCGUCAGAAGGUCUUGAAUCCGCAUAUAAAACAAAUCACAUUGACGACGUAAAAAUUUUCCUUGAAUCGAGAUUUAUGCCAGCUAAGCUGAGUAUUUAUAAUUUAGGUCCUCGAAAUUGCCCGAGAUUACCUCCGCCCGUUCGAACAGUUGAUUGCAGUGCAAUUUACCAUCCCGGAGGUCACGGAUCAAAAGCUCCUUCAUUAACAGGAAUGUAUUCGUUAGCGGAAGACAUGUACGGCUUCCUUGCUGUCGACCCCAAAAACACAAUUGUCAUCCAAAGUCCUGAUGGCGGAAGAGGUUCAGCUGCUACAAUGCUCUGUGCAUUGCUCAUUUACGCUCAUUUGGUCUCCGAACCGGAAGAUGGCAUGCAAAUGUUUGCCGUGAAACGUCAACCGCCGAACAUGAAAGCCUCCGAACUGCGAUAUUUGUAUUAUUUGGGCGAUAUUGUGCGAUCGACGCCUCAUUUGCCGCAUUAUAACUCCGUAACUUUAAUUUCUUUGACAAUUGCUCCCAUUCCGCGGAUGACAAAAGCUCGUGAUGGAUGUCGAAUUUUCGUUGAAGUGACGUGCGAUGACUCGUUGAUCCUCAAUACGCUUCAAAGUUAUGAGCAAAUGCGACUUUAUAACGUCAUGGAAGGGAAAAUCACGCUUCAACUGAAUGUUCAAGUGCAAGGAGAUGUCACAGUAACACUUUAUCAUGCAAGAAAUGCUCUCGGCGGAGUAAUGGGAAGACCUCAAGGCAUCAAAAUCUGUCAGUUUCAACUAAAUACGGGAUAUAUUCCGGAAGAAGAGACUCUCAUCAACUUGACGAAGAACGAUUUGGAUGAUUUGCCGAACGACGAACACAUUCCGCAGAAUUUCCACGUGGGAUUAUCCGUUUUUGUCGGAGAUUCGGAACGAACGCCUACCAAAAAGCCUCCAUGGCAGGGAAUUCAGUCGCCGGAUAAGCGAGAUGCGAAGAUUUUGUUCGCCAGUCAACUUGAAUAUGAGGAAAAUGUCGAUAAUUUUGUCACAAAAAUGACUUCGAACGCGAAACAGCAGCAAAAAGUUCAUGUUCCUCCGCCGAGACCCAUGCCUCCGAGACCUUCGCCGCCUGUAGUUAAACAAAAUGUCGAAGAAAAAUCAUCUGAAGGCUUAAUUAACAUCGACAAACCCGAAAUUAAGCCUCCUGAAGUGCAAAUUCCCGUCAAAAAAGAGCCCAGUUUCGAUCUUUUGGGUUCUUUUGACUCAUCCAAUGACGUUAAAACGGAAAAUCCCAUCCCUGAUUUGCUUGGAGGCACAACUACAUCCGCUAAAACAGGAAUUGACGACAUUUUUGGUGCAUUUUCGUCAAAUACCGAAGGAAAUUUUCAUCAAAGUUCAUCGAGCUCCGAUUUGAAUGGCUUGAAUUUCAAUGCAUUUGCGACUCCGACAAAUUUUCCGCAAUUUCCGCCGCAAAAUACGCAGCAGCAGCAACAAAAACCUCCGCAACCGACAAAUUCCGAUCCAUUUGCUGACCUUGGAAAUCUCGCUUCAGGUUUGGGUAACGCGAACACUUCAUGGGCAGGUCCUUCGCCGAUGAAACCCACGCCCGGCAACACGCCAAGUCCGAAUGCGACGCAAUUUUCUAGUCCAACGCAUCCAAAUAGCACGCCGUUGUUCGCAAGUAAUUCGAGCAAUGCAUCGCCGCGUCCUCCAUCGACGCCCAUUCAUCAGCAGCAACAAGCUUCGUCGCGUCCCGAUUACAGCAGAUCGCAUUUUGAGGCGCCUAAACAACCACAGGGCACGGCAAAACCCAAAAAUAUGGAUAUUUUCGGAGACAUUUUGGGGCAACAGGGAUAUUCGUUUGGCAGUAAGACGAGUCAGGGACCGCGAAGUAUUAAUGAGAUGCGGAAGGAAGAACUUGCGCGUGAUAUGGAUCCUGAAAGACUCAAAAUUAUGGAAUGGACUGAAGGCAAAAAGAACAACAUCCGAGCUUUACUCUGUACAACACACACCGUGUUAUGGCCUGGCGCUAAAUGGACCAAGUGUGAAAUGUCGCAACUCGUAACAGCAAGUGACGUGAAAAAGGCUUAUCGCAAAGCAUGUCUCGCUGUUCAUCCAGAUAAACACACGGGAACUGAAAACGAAAACAUCGCAAAACUAAUUUUCAUGGAACUAAAUAACGCGUGGAGCGAAUUCGAGAACGAUUCAACGCAACAAAAUCUGUUUGCCAACUAAAUCUGGUUUCAAAUUCUCACCAAUCAAUUUUACGGGCAAACAUUAAACAUUUAGCCGUCUGUGAUUGCAUACGAUUUAAGAAAUAAAAAAAAUCUAGAAGCUUUCUUUGCUUGUUGCAAUUGUUAACAUUCCGCUUCUAACUAACUCAACUCGUGCUUCUUCGUGCAUUGUAAAAAAAAAUUCUUCAAAAUAUUUAUUGAUUUGAAAAAAUAUAAAAAAAUAUUAUUAUUGACCAUUAUUUGAAUGGAUGUUAAAAAAGACGAUGAUGAUGAAUGAUUAAAAAUAUAUGAAUAAAAAAAGGAA